This is a messenger RNA of Camellia sinensis, 2305 nucleotides long. The record is from RefSeq and is a predicted model, not a curated record. NCBI's taxonomy places the organism in Eukaryota, Viridiplantae, Streptophyta, Magnoliopsida, Ericales, Theaceae.
GCUCUUGCAUUUGUGCUCCCACCAGUUUAUGCUUGACCGAAAAAACAUCCAAUACCAAUGACACAGGAAAUUCUCGGCAUGCUUUCUUUUGUUAUAUGUAUAUACCUAAAUGAUAUGGUAGGUACGUAUGUUCGUUGAUCCUUAAUAGUUGAAAAAAGGAGGCGUGUGUUGCAAGUAAGAAAGAAUUAAUAAUAAUGGCAAUGGCUGCGCAAUCUAAAGAGACUGAGAAUAUUGAUAUAGACAGACUGACAAAAUUAAUUGCAGUGAAUGCGGGGGAGUUUAGUUUUCGGAUCGAAAAAAAAGAUUGGGAUAGGGCUCUGCAAAUAUACGAGUCGUGUGAUCUUCAAGAAAAAGAAGAUUUGCUACGUAUGAAGAUCACUCGUUCAGGGGAUACAGCUUUACACAGGCUUUUACGUAUGACUCUCAAGGACGAAGAGAAAGGCAACGCUGCUGCGACUUUCCUAUACAUAAAAGACAGCGCAGCGACUUCCCAAAACAAAAAAGAGAAGGCAGCGAGUUUGGAAAAGAAGAAAGAGAAUUUUGUGACGCAGCUGGUUGAGGGGUUGAAGUUUGUUCAGCUGACGUAUUUUGCUGAUGACAGAAAGAACACUCCUCUCCAUCUGGCAGCUACAAUGGAGAACCGGCAGCAAAUAUGCACGAAAAUGGCUAGUAAUCAACCUGAUGGUAUCAGUCUUCGCAAUGAAGAUGGCGAGACUCCUCUCUUCUUGGCAGCUCUCUAUGGUUCUAAAGAUUCCUUCAUUAAUCUCUGCAAUAUCUGCUGCAAUAAUGAUCCCAGCCUCACCAAAAUCUACGAAUAUGGUACAAGGAGCAAAGAAGGCAGCACUGUUCUUCACUGUGCCAUCAAUGAAGAGUACUUUGAUUUGGCACUUGAAAUAGUUCAUCAGUUUCCAGAGUUUGUACACCGUGUUGAUCGGAGAGGGUAUUCACCUCUCCAUCUUUUAGCCACGAAGAGCGCUGCAUUCAAAAGUAGUUGUCCCCGAACUUGGCUGCAAGAUACCUUGUAUCACUGUUUACCAGAAAAGAUUUGGAAGUGGACAACAAAAGAUUGUGUGCAUAAUUAUAAAUCCAAAACCACUGAUCCAGAAGGUGUUUGGAAGACAGUGAAGUGUUUCCUUGAACCAAUAGUGGUGAUUCUAGAGAUGAAAGAAAAGCACAGGAAGUCUAUUGAGAUCAUGAAUAUGCUUCUCUCGGAACUUCAAUCACAUAAUUAUAUGAAUACUGCUGCUGGAUGCAAACCCAAAUGUGACGAGGUUUUUGAGCUCAUUAGAAUAUCGAAUAACAGCGAUUUUGACAGUAAUCAAGAAAAAAAAGAUAGCAAAGUUUCCUCGGAAAGCAGCCAAAAGAACAAAACAGAGCGAGAGACACCGAUACUAAUUGCAGCAAAGAAUGGUAUAAGGGAAUUAGUUGAAAAAAAUCUUCAUCUAUUUCCUGAGGCCAUGUAUGAUACCAACCCAGAAGGAAAGAAUGUGAUGCACAUAGCAUUAGAAAAUAGGAAAAUUGAAGUUUACAAGGCGUUGACGGAUUGGACUCUCAUAAAAGAUUUGUUACACCAUAAUGAUAAAACGGGAAACAAUGCAUUGCAUCAUGCUGCAAGGGUUGGUAAAUAUCCGCCAUGGAUGGCCCCAAAAGCCGUGCUUAAAAUGCAAUAUGAAAUCAAGUGGUUUGAGUCUAUCAAGAGACCUCUACCAAAAAACAUGUUGGCUCACCAAAAUAACGAAGGCAAGACCCCGUAUCAGACAUUUAUGGAGACACAUGAAGAUCUCGUGAAAAACGACACAGAUUGGCUAAUGAAAACCACGGAUUCGUGCACCCUCGUGGCAGCAUUAAUUGCAACGGUUGCCUUUGCCACCUCAGCCAGCUUGCCUGGCGGCAUAAAUGGAGACAACGGAGAACCAUUUCUCCAACAAGAUCGCAUGUUUGAGGUUUUCGCCAUCUCAUCGCUCGUAGCGCUCUGCUUUUCACUCACUGCGGUGCUAAUGUUCCUUUCCAUUCUCACUUCUCACGAAGCCAUGGAUUUUCAUGUUUACUUGCCCAGAAAGCUCCUGAUCGGUUUGACGGCGCUUUUUAUAUCAAUAGCUUCCAUGUUGGUGUCUUUUUGCGGCGGGCAUUUCUUCGUUCUCAGAAAAAUAGUUAAACAAGCACAGGUUGUUGAAUAUUUAGUAGCGUUUCUACCUGUGAUGUUUUUUAUCAUAGCACAGUGCCCUCUCUACGUUAAGCUUUUAUGGGCUACACUAAUCAAGGACGAGCCAUAGCGUGCCUCCAAGUUAAUAAAUAAUUUUAUGUA